This is a messenger RNA of Entamoeba histolytica HM-1:IMSS, 225 nucleotides long. RefSeq lists its product as uncharacterized. Lineage: Eukaryota; Evosea; Mastigamoebida; Endamoebidae. The transcript has a single exon. The record is from RefSeq and is a predicted model, not a curated record. The coding region runs from base 1 to 225 and encodes 74 amino acids.
AUGAAUGGAAUAAUAAUAGUUGUUUUAUUGAUUGGUGUAAGUUAUGGACUUCCAAGACUUGAUGAUGCAUGUUGUUUCCAAAGUAGUGGUGAUAGAUGUGAGUGUAAUAAAGUUUAUUCAUGUCAUAUUCCACCAACAUAUUUUGGUUCUGAACAAUAUCUUCCACCAUGUCCAAAUAGUGAAUGUAAUGACAAUUGUGUAUUUAGUGGUUUGUUAAUUAAUUAA